AUGGCGACUCCUCAGCCCCCGGCACCGUUUGGUGGAAGCGCCGUUGUUGCUCGCGCGGUCCAGCAGACCAAGGAGAUGAACACCGCAGAAACCACGUCCUCUCUGAGCGAACACGAAGAGAAGACGGCAUCCGUCACACCAGCUGAAUCGGAGGAAUUGCGACACCAAGAAAUCACGAAGCUCGCGCGCACGUUUUCGCAACUAUCACAGCAACAAAGCUCCGGCUCAUCGUCCGAUGCCAUUAAUACCUUCCUCGAUACUUCCAAGAACCCCGAGUUAGACCCUAGUUCGUCCGAUUUUAAUUCCCGGAAAUGGGUUCGCAAUACCCUGCAGAUGACCCGCGACCCUGACCGCUUCCCGCGUCGUACGGCAGGCGUAUCCUUCCAAAACUUGAAUGUCUUUGGGUAUGGCACGGCGGCUGAUUACCAGUUGAACUUCGCCAAUGUGUGGCUGAAGAUGAUAGAUGGGGCCAAACAUGCGCUGGGCCUAGGUAAGAAGGUGCGCAUUGAUAUCCUGCGCGACUUUGAGGGAAUUUUAGAGCAUGGGGAGAUGUUGGUUGCCUUGGGUCGACCGGGCAGUGGAUGUUCCACGUUUCUUAAGACCAUUGCUGGUGAGACGCACGGUCUCUUCCUGGGUGACGGAGUGGAUGUACAGUAUGAAGGUAUCUCGUGGGAUGAAAUGCAUAGUCGUUUCCGCGGUGAGGUCAUCUAUCAAGCCGAGACUGAGAUCCAUUUCCCUCAGUUGACCGCCGGCGAAACUUUGCUUUUUGCGGCUCAAGCACGCACUCCGAGUAAUCGACUUCCUGGCGUGACACGUGAUCAGUAUGCCCUGCACAUGCGAGAUGUGACAAUGGCCAUGCUUGGGCUUUCCCACACUAUUAAUACCAAGGUGGGAAAUGACUUCAUUCGUGGUGUCUCUGGAGGUGAACGAAAGCGUGUCAGUAUUGCCGAGACGACACUGUGUGGCAGUCCCCUGCAGUGCUGGGAUAACAGCACGCGUGGUCUCGAUAGUUCUACUGCAUUGGAAUUUGUGAAGAACAUUCGUCUGUCCACCGAUUACAGUGGUACCACGGCUGUCGUCGCAAUUUACCAGGCCAGCCAGUCCAUCUAUGACCUCUUCGACAAGGCAAUUGUUCUUUACGAGGGACGACAGAUCUACUUCGGCAAAGCACAGGAUGCGCGUCGCUUCUUUAUUGAUAUGGGCUUUGAUUGUCCCGAUCGACAAACCACUGCAGACUUCCUCACUUCUCUCACAAGUCCUUCGGAGCGCAUGGCUCGUCCAGGUUUUGAAAGCCAGGUUCCUCGCACCCCGGAUGAAUUUGCAGCUCGCUGGAAGGCGAGUCCCGAGCGGAAGACGCUUCUUCAGGAAAUCGCCGAUAAAAAUGCUCAGAACCCAGUUGGAGGUCGCCAGCUAGACGUAUUCAACCAAUCCCGUGCAGCCCAGAAAUCUAAGGGUUCACGCGCUGCCUCUCCGUACACCAUUUCAUAUUAUAUGCAGGUCAAGCUCUGUCUGUGGCGUGGAUUCCUUCGGUUGAAAGGAGACAUGAGCAUGACAAUCGCAUCUGUGAUUGGUAACGCGGUCAUGGGCAUCAUCGUCUCUACGGUCUUCUUAAAUUUGGAAGAUAACACGGGGAGCUUCUUCCAGCGUGGAGCGCUACUGUUUUUCGCGGUCCUGCUGAACGCCUUCGCUAGCGCUUUGGAAAUUAUGAUCUUGUGGCAACAACGGCCAAUUGUGGAGAAACACUACAAAUACGCCCUUUAUCAUCCGUCCGCUGAAGCUAUUAGCUCUUACAUCGUAGAGCUACCGUCGAAGAUAUUGAUUGCAAUAUUUUUCAACCUCAUCAUCUACUUCAUUCCACAUCUUCGUCGGACGGCUGGUCACUUCUUUAUCUUCUUUCUGUUCUCGUUCACCACGACCUUGGUCAUGUCGAAUAUUUUUAGAUGGAUUGGAGCUGUCUCACGAUCUAUGGCCCAAGCUAUGGUCCCGUCUUCAAUCUUCAUGAUGAUUCUAGUUAUCUACACUGGUUUUGCUAUUCCAACUCGUGAUAUGCACCCUUGGUUCAGGUGGUUAAAUUGGCUUAAUCCCAUUGCGUACGCAUUCGAAUCCUUAAUGGUCAAUGAAUUCAGUGAUCGGGAUUUCCCAUGUUCUUCCUAUGUUCCCCAGGGUCCACAUUAUGCAGAUGCCCCACUCAGCGCGACAAUCUGCAAUGAUAAGGGCGCGGUUGCGGGUCAAAACUUUGUUAAUGGAGAUGCGUAUAUCAACACCACAUUUGAAUAUUACAAGGAUCACAUGUGGCGCAAUUACGGUAUCUUGAUUGCGUUCUACAUUUUCUUCUUGAUCUUGUACAUUGUCACCAGCGAGUUUAUUCGAGCCAAGCCAUCCAAAGGCGAGAUCUUGGUCUUCCCUCGUGGCAAAAUCCCUGCCUUUGUGAACAAGGUUCGCAGCGGUGAUUCGGAAAUUGGACUAGCAGAGAAGGAGAACAUCGGUCAAUCUCAGGGUCAGACUGCAAAUCUUGCUAAACAGACCGCCAUCUUCCAUUGGGAGAAUGUUUGUUACGAUAUAAAGAUCAAAGGCAAGCCCCGUCGCAUCCUUGACGGCGUGGAUGGCUGGGUGAAGCCUGGCACGUUGACUGCCCUGAUGGGUGUGACAGGUGCUGGAAAAACCUCCUUGCUGGAUGUCCUCGCUGACCGAGUGACCAUGGGAGUUAUUACCGGUGACAUGCUCGUGGAUGGUAGGCAGCGCGAUCACUCGUUCCAGCGCAAAACGGGCUAUGUUCAACAACAGGAUCUCCAUCUCGAGACUAGCACUGUGCGCGAAGCACUCACUUUUAGUGCACUUCUCCGUCAGCCUCACAAGACCCCUUACAGCGAGAAGAUUGCCUAUGUUGAAGAGGUAAUCAAGAUGCUUGACAUGGAAGAAUACGCAGAAGCCAUUGUUGGCAUCCUAGGUGAAGGACUGAACGUUGAACAACGCAAGCGAUUGACAAUUGGUGUUGAGAUUGCGGCUAAGCCAGAUCUUCUAUUGUUCUUCGAUGAACCAACCUCUGGCCUUGAUAGUCAGACCGCCUGGUCUAUUUGUUCGUUGAUGCGCAAGCUUGCCAACCACGGCCAGGCCGUUCUCUGCACCAUUCACCAGCCGUCAGCAAUCUUGAUGCAGGAAUUCGACCGACUUCUGUUCCUUGCCAAGGGCGGCCGCACGGUGUACUUUGGUGAGCUGGGCUCCAAUAUGGAGACUCUGAUCAAGUACUUUGAGGACAAGGGGUCGAUUAGUUGUCCCAAGGAUGCAAAUCCUGCCGAAUGGAUGCUCGAGGUUAUUGGCGCCGCUCCUGGCUCCCACUCGGAUCGUGACUGGGCAGAUGAAUGGGUCAAUAGCCCUGAACGAGUUGUCGUUCGCGAGGAACUCACCAAGAUGAAACAAGAGCUCUCCCAGAAGCCGGUGGCGUCUGCAACCGCUGGGUAUGGAGAAUUUGCAACCCCAAUCUGGUACCAAUUCCUCAUCUGUAUUCGUCGGAUGUAUCAACAGUACUUCCGCAGUCCUGGAUACCUCUAUUCCAAGACUGCUAUGUGUAUCUUUCCGCCCCUGUUUAUCGGAUUCAGUUUCUGGCGUGAGCCUAACACUCAGCAAGGCCUGCAAAACCAAUUGUUUGCCAUUUUCAUGCUUCUCAUUAUUUUCCCCAAUUUGGUUCAACAGAUGAUGCCCAGUUUCUGCACGCAGCGUUCGUUGUACGAAGUUCGUGAGCGGCCUUCAAAAGCCUACUCCUGGAAAGCAUUCAUGCUUGCCAGUAUCUUCACCGAGCUACCAUGGAAUAUCAUCAUGGCCGUCCCUGUAUAUUUCUGUUGGUACUACCCGAUCGGACUGUACCGCAAUGCACCAGAGGGCACAACGAUGGAGCGGGGUGGGACCAUGUUCUUGAUCAUCCUGGUCUUCCUCAUGUUCUCCUCGACAUUCAGUUCGAUGAUUAUCGCCGGAAUUGAGCAGCCAGAGACGGGAAGUAAUAUCGCGCAAUUACUUUUCUCUCUUUGCUUGGUUUUUAAUGGUGUCCUCGCAAGUCCCACCCAAUUGCCCCGGUUCUGGAUCUUCAUGUACCGCGUCUCGCCAUUCACGUACCUGGUCUCUGCCGUCUUGUCCACUGGGUUGUCCGGUAGUAGUGCUCAUUGUUCGGAUAUCGAGCUCCUGACCAUCCCGCCACCUGCUGGACAGAACUGUUCCCAGUACCUGGAUUUCUACGCGACACAAUACCGUGCGACCUUGCUGAACCCGGAAGCGACGGAAAACUGCCAACUCUGUUCGAUCUCCACCACGGACGAGUUUCUGGCUGCUGUCAACAUCUACUUUAGCGAUCACUGGCGGAACAUCGGGUUGAUCUUUGUUUACAUUAUAUUCAAUGUUUUCAUGGCUGUGUUCCUCUAUUGGUUGGUUCGGGUACCAAAGAAUUGGUCCCGCAAGGUGAGGCAGAAGCAGGAGUGA
Molecule: messenger RNA, 4467 nt
Organism: Penicillium pulvis
Lineage: Eukaryota; Fungi; Ascomycota; Eurotiomycetes; Eurotiales; Aspergillaceae
Product: pleiotropic drug resistance family ABC transporter
Exons: 5
Coding region: 1-4467 (1488 amino acids)
Biological process (GO): transmembrane transport
Cellular component (GO): membrane
Molecular function (GO): ATP binding; ATP hydrolysis activity; ABC-type transporter activity
Source: RefSeq, a predicted model, not a curated record